CAUCAUCCCAAGUCGAGCCUGCAGACGACGCCAGCGUGAGGCAGCUCAAGGCACUCAAGGCUCGUUCUGCGCCCAAGCACAGCCAGCUCAGCUCAAGCGCGACGAGCAACACAGCCAGGGGUGCAGCCGCAGCCGAGUUCGCUCCACUUUCGCCUCACUCGCCUCAAGCAUGUCGCUCGAUCCACUGCAGCGUCUGCCCCUCGAGCUCUCUCUGCAUCUCUGUUCUUACCUCCCUCUCUCCACUCUCUCCUCCUUACAUCUCACCAGUUCAUCCUGGCACGCCUUCCUCGACGCCCACGCCGAGAUUCUCUAUCGCUUCUGCGCCUACGAGCUGCUCGCGCCGGCGCGUCAGGCAAGAUGGACGACGGGCAAUGGCAAGGGCAAGGCGCCGUUACGGGGCGAUGAGAGUCUGGAGACGCUGCUUGGCGCGAAGCAGAACGUGAGGCCAGAGUACUGGAACGUCGAGGGAUGGCGAGAGUUCUGCAAACGCAGCGUACAGCUCUCUCAGCAAUGGGCCUCUCCCACGCCCAUCAUCUCCUCCAAGCAUCUGCCCCUCUCUCAUCUCAUCUGGCGCUUCCGCAUCGACUUUUCCGCGCGUCUGCUCAUCUCCACCGCACAUCAAGGCGGGCUAUUUGUCCACGAUCUCGACGAUGCGACGCUGCUGUGGUCGCUGCCGAAAGAUCAGGUGGACGGUCAUGCGCACCUCGAGUAUGAUGAUGGCACGCUUGUGUAUGAUACGGGAGAGAGGAGCCUGAGAGCUUGGAGACGCGCGGAUUUGAUGGGCGUCAAGGAUGCAAAGAGAGGUCACUUCAUCCAGCUCGACAAGGACUUGACUCAUCCCGUGCGAACGCGAGGCUUUCAACUGCGCUACCCCACCCUCUGCGUCGUCUCGGACAUGGGCCAAGCCUUCAUCUGGGAUCUCUCCCUCUCCACGCCCAAGCUGCUCAGAACGCUUGAUAUCAUCCCGGGAGCAGUAGGACAUCUGGAGCAGAACGACACGCACGUCUUGUUCUCGCUCGGCCUGCAUGGCUAUCACUUCUACGCCGAGGACAGCGACGCGGACGAUGGGCGCAUGCUCAACCCUGCCGAUCUCGAGCUGAACGGCGCAAACAUCUUCCACGUCGAGCACCAGCGCGUCGACACGCCGGCAGCGCCCAUCAUUCCUGAUCGCGAGCGCAGCGGCAGCAGUGGAGGCAGCGACGGCAAUGCCUCGACGCUGAGUAGGGCAGACCAUGUGGUGCUGCGCGUGCGGCCGGGCCCGUAUCCCGAGGCAAAGCAGGGCGGCGAGAGGCGAAUGCAUCUGGAGGACGACGAGUGGGGAGCGGGGAUGAUUCGAGGAGCAGUGUUCGUCGGCGUCAGCAAAGGAGGAAGAGUGUUGGUAUGCACCGACUGGCCGGGCUACUUGGAUGGCAGCGCGCAGGCAGAUACUUGCGUGUCGAUCGUGGAGUGCCUGGAGCCUACAGAUGGGCUACAGGAUCUCGGCGGGUGGCUGACGAUGGGCGCUGGAAGGGCGGCGUUUGAGGUGCAUGAUCGAGUCUACAUCCUCCAGCUGCCCACACACGGGCUACUCGAUGCGUCAGACCGCCAGCCGGUACUGCAUGCGCUGCAGUCGAAUGCACACCCCAAAGUGCCGCUGCCGAUCUCCUUCAUGCAGCUAACCGAGGACUCGCUCCUGACAACGUACGCGUGGAUCCAAGUCGUGCGCGCACCGCACAUCCACAUCGAGGUGCAGAAGUCGGUGCGCAUCGCCAGCUGGGCGUACUUGGAGGGUCAGCAAGCUGGAUGGACGACUACGGGUAAUGAGAAGGAGGGAGAGGAGGAGGAGAAGGUCGCUAAGGCGGCGCUUUGGCUUGAGGUUGGAGAGGAGGAGAGCGAGGCGGAGGAUGAAUGAAUAAGAAUGGGUCACGCGCGAGUCGCAGAGCACCUGAGACGGACCCCUUCAGGCGCAGCUGUAGCUCGGGCGAGCACAUGUAUGCUACUUUGUACUUCCGCUGAGCGACCUCUUGAUUCUGC
Messenger RNA from Tilletiopsis washingtonensis, 2013 nucleotides. RefSeq lists its product as hypothetical. Lineage: Eukaryota; Fungi; Basidiomycota; Exobasidiomycetes; Entylomatales. The transcript is spliced from 10 exons. The record is from RefSeq and is a predicted model, not a curated record. The coding region runs from base 170 to 1891 and encodes 573 amino acids. Gene Ontology annotation, molecular function: protein binding.